AUGCCACGUUCAUCGGCUACGGCUAGGAAGAGUCAUAGCAAUCGACAAGACCAUGGCGGCGGCGGUUCUGGGAAGAAGCCAAGCAAACAAAAGUCAAGUGGGCAUUUAAACGCAACAUACAACGGUACUGCUGGAUCCGAAACUGGACCGUCUUCGCAGGUCGACUGGCCAUCGCAUCGUUCUGGAGACCAAUCGAUCGCAGCAGCCGCAGCCAAAUCUAACGGACCGGUCGAUAGCUUGAAAGCGGACACCAACGGACGUGGUUAUCCGGGCGGAUAUGCGAAGGGAAAUGCAGACAUGUCUUACGGGCAGACGAAUGGUGGCGUGUCGCCGAAUGGUGGACUCGCCGGGCCGGCUUCACGUCGUACGGAUAAGUCGGUCACUGGGACCAAGAGGACAACUUCGAAUGCGUCGGUGAAUCCGUUCCAGCUGGCAUCCACCAUUCUCCGAUCGUGUCCAAUGUACGACACUAUCGCCAUCUUGAUCUUUCUGCUUCAGCUCCCGCCUAUGGUUCUCACUUUGGUUCAAUUCUUGUUUGCGUCCUUGACAUUUAUGCCUCCCAGCGGCACCGCUUCUGGAUCCUUCACCUCCAACUUCGAUAUUUUCCAGGGACCCGCCGGAACCCCCUCGCUCGGUACCAUGAUUGCAAUGGAUGGUUUCUGCCUGCUUGUAUGGGGCCUCUUUAUGUGGACGUGGGCCCAGAAUUUUGCUCUCGAUUUAGCCCAUGUCCAGGUUGCCAUCACUCUGGGCGGUGGAGGUGCAGGGAAAAAUGGUGGUGUCAAUGCGCUCUGCGUCGGUAUUGUUCUGAUUCUGCAUCUCAUACGCAGCAAAGGAAUACAGGAUUUUGUCGUCGGCCAUCUUGUUUCAGCAAAAAUCAUUAGCCCCGAUUUACUGUCGCAUUAUUCUUACCUCAUGCCCGCCGAAUUCAAGCGCACCGAAUCGCAAUCAUCCCCGAGUUGGAUCCGGAGCCUGCUUGCUGACCCCGGCCCCAUCACGAUCAGGCAAACGCGUGGAUACAGAAGCGUCUGCCGGCUCACAAACCCAGAUCGACUCGGCGUUCGAAUCCGCGGCCAGCGUUUCUUCCUAUCCUAUGGCCCCGACGGGCAGAUUAUCACUGCCGCGCAUAAGGACGGCAGGGAUCGUUUGAUAUCGGCAAAAAAACGACGAAGGCAGGCAAAUCAAGUCAGGAGCCGGCAACCUUUUUGGGCUGCACUGGCAAGCACAAAAGUCACGGUCAUGAGGGAGUAUGAACAUUCUAGGGCCUUGUCAAAAACUGCUAGAGGACUUGCUACGACGGAGGACGAUCUUCAAGGCGUUUCUUUGGACGAUGGACUUGUUUGGAUUACGUAUGUGGAUAGCUCGACGAUUAAGUUUGCAGCUGGGGAUUUUGCGUCUUCGGACGACCAUUCCGCGUCAGGUGUCUGCGAAGCAGGCCGUGUGAGCAGCGAGGAUGCGGAGCCGUUUUACGUCUGCGUCAAUGGUGCGCCAUGGGCAACGGUGGUCAUCACUAAAGAGCAUGAUCCUUCAAAAGCGUCUAAUACAAUCUAUUGGCGAGGCGAGAUAUCAGGUCUUGCACCCAAUUGCGCGUAUACUUGCUCUUUUGUUAAAUGCGAUACGGAUGAGGAAAUCUGCGCCAUGAGUGUCAAGACCCCUGCGGCCAAUGAUGCAGAACAAGCCAAUUCGGUGCCGGCCCCUCCGCAACCCUCAUAUCGACCAUCCUCCCCAACAACCACGCUGAAGAACUCGAUCAUCAAUGCUGAGGCGAAACUGAACGAAAAGCGUGCUCGACUCCGAAAGGCCAAAAAUGACCACAAGCUUGCUAUUUCUAAGAUCAAGAAGGAGCUGGACAAUUACACCAAUCGUCUUCAGAGCGGCACGGAUGAAAACAGGCAGAAGCAACGCUCUCUUCAAUUGGAAAGGAACAUUCGACAAACUGAAGAGGCUACCGCCGCUCUGGACAACCAGAUCGAUAACUUGGGUAAUGUUCCUGACGAUGAGUAUCAGGAGUGGGUUGAACAGAAGGCAAAGUACGAACGUGAAUUGGAGCUCCUCAAAUCCGCCAAGGCAGAGAUUGCUGCCACGCGUACCGCCAAUGCUCGCGAGUUAUCUUCAUUGGAAUCCGAGUUGAACUCUACCACGCAACGGCGCGAACGUCUGCAGGGUCGCCGAACCAGAGUGAAUGAGCAGUACGAACGGAUCAUCUCGGCCAACGCACAGGGUCUCAAUGAGCGAGAGCGCCGCGCUGCAGAGCAGUUUGCCCGGGAACAAGAUCAGUCGAAGUUGGAGCAAAGUUUCAACGAACAAUUCGCGAGCAUCAGUCAAUCAGUGCAGGAUUAUCAGCUGCGCACCAGUCAAUUGUGGCAACAGUGUACCGCCGUCGAACAAGCCCUCCAGCAGCAGUUGCUCAUGGAGCCCGCUCCGCUAACACCCGAAGGCGAGCUGCCCGGUACUAGUACGUUUGCCGACGCGCCCAGCGUGCCCUUGGGCACAUUGGCGUCAAAUAUGCCAAGCCACCGCUCGCUACUAGGACAGAGCUUUCCGCCGCUCAAGUCUAGUCCUCUGCAGCACUAUGCUUCGCCAAUUGGAACUGCUCCGUCUCAUCCGACUAGUCCAAUCGCCGCUCCAUCCUACCAGCCUUUCUCCAGCUCGCCAUUUGGUAACGCGGCAUCCUUCCUUGACCCGGACUUUGUCUACCGCGACCGUUCGUUCUCCAACCGCUCCGCACGCAGCAGCCUCUAUGGCUCUGAGUUCCCGGACGCGAUAACGGCCCGCCGUGUCCCCUUUGGCGUUGAUCCUUUCGAGCUCGGUAACGAGAAACGACGCGGUUCGGGAUCUGACAGCACCCCGCUCAACGGUCCAUCUGGCCUACGUCCUAUCUCCAGUCCUUUCCAGCGAGCCGCCAGUCGCGCAAGUGGAACCGGCAGUGGCGGAAGCGGAGGAAGUGGUAGUGGUAGUGGCAGUCCUAGCUCUGCCCGUGGAAAGGGAAACUAA
Aspergillus nidulans FGSC A4 is the source of this 2991-nucleotide messenger RNA. RefSeq names its product protein acrB. Gene Ontology annotation, cellular component: membrane. The transcript has 3 exons. The record is from RefSeq and is a predicted model, not a curated record. Bases 1 to 2991 code for a protein of 996 amino acids. NCBI's taxonomy places the organism in Eukaryota, Fungi, Ascomycota, Eurotiomycetes, Eurotiales, Aspergillaceae.